Messenger RNA from Mucor velutinosus, 2085 nucleotides. RefSeq lists its product as uncharacterized. The transcript has a single exon. The coding region runs from base 1 to 2085 and encodes 694 amino acids. Gene Ontology annotation, cellular component: actin filament. Lineage: Eukaryota; Fungi; Mucoromycota; Mucoromycetes; Mucorales; Mucoraceae. The record is from RefSeq and is a predicted model, not a curated record. Gene Ontology annotation, biological process: actin filament polymerization.
AUGUCAAAAGACAAUGCCAUUAGUGCUCAACAACAACAGCAGCAGCAAAGAAUAAUGGCAGAAGAAGAAGAUAAGCGAGGUUACUAUGACUAUGAUAUACAUCAGCAGCCAAAGAAUGGCAAUGGUAGAAGCGAGAAGGAUCAAAAGGUGGGCGAGUUUGCCAAUGUCAGCAACAAUGAGGCGCUUUCGAAAUCGGCUCCGUCCAAUUCUUGGAUGGAUAAUGAUCCAUUGAAACAAUCACAAAAACAAGCAAAUCCAGGCACAGCUACUCCAACAGCAUCAGCAUCCACUUCGAGACACAGACGGGGCGUUUCCUCAUCAGACAUUAAAGGCCCUGCUUCCAACGUGGAGUCUAUGAUUCGACGUUUCUCAUUCAAUGAGCAAGAUCCACCUGCUGCUACCAAUGAAGCCAACAAUCGCGUGAACAGCACCACCAACCAUGGCAAGCAGCCAGAAAACAAAAGAUCCAAAGCCAACUACAAUGACUAUCAGCCAGACCUUUACGAUCAUCCGCCACCUCACCAUCAACACCCCUUCCCAUCAAAGCAACAACAACAACAACAACAACAACCCUAUUACGGUCGUCGUGGUAAUGGAAACAAGGGCGGCCCUUACUUUCAGGACAACUAUGCGCCUUCGAUACGAUACCAUCUUCCACCUCCUCCACCUCCUCCUGGACCACCCAUGCGUUUAGAUCAACUGUCGAUACAAGAUAUUUAUGCUAUCAUUGAAGAGAAUCGAGCACUACAUAUGGAGAAACUGGACUUGCAACGUCGUCUUCGACAUGUCACUGCACGAGCAAACUACUUGGAAGAGCUCAAAAGUGGGAAUUCGCCUGACGAGUAUCCUUUAUCCAGUGAUGUAACAAAGCCAUAUGGUAGCGGUAAAAGACACCUUUAUUACAAACGCAGAUCUAACACUAAUAAAGGACAUCAACAACACAACAACGGUCUUGCUCAUGAUGAAGAUGUUACUCCUCACAAUGGUGGUGGUACACCCACAGCAGAACAUUACGCACCCCAAUCACCUGAUAUUUACCACCACUCCGAGAGUAACAAUAACAAUAACAAAGAAAGAAGAAGCUCAUUUGAUGACUAUUCACCUCAUCAGCAGCAACAUCGUCAUCAUCGCUCCUCUGAGAGGAAGUUCUAUCAUGCUCCCUAUGAAUUGAUGGACAAUGGCCCGUACUGUAUAGUGCCUCCACCUCCUCCGCCUCCACCCAUGCCGCCUUACAUGCUCGACACAGCUGCUCGAGGUGGUGGCUACGACCGAAUGAUGUAUAUGAGACAAUUCUAUGACGACUCACCGUACAAUCGAGCAUUUUCAGAUGAAGAGGAAGAUGAAGAUGAUCUAGACUUUCGACAUCCAGAUGGCACUUCGGCAGCAGCGGCAGCGGCAGUGGCAGCAGCUGCUAUGGAAGAUGAAGCGAUGGCUGCUGCAAUGAAUGGCUUUUAUUCAAAUCAACGGUCGAGUGCUGGAAGAUAUGGCCCACCUCCAUCAAUGCACCCAGGGCCUCCUCCACCGCCGCCACCGCCACCAGGUACCUUCCUCUCUGGUCCACCGCCUCCUCCUCCUCCUCCUCCUCCAGGUAUCCCCAUGUAUGGCCGUCAACAAGGCCCACCGCCACCCCCUCCCCCACCUCCACAAGCUUGGAUGAUGAACGAUCUCUCCCCAUACCCAGAAUCGCUGCCGCAUUCAAGAAGGUCAUCCAUGCAUCGUAGCACAAAAUCCAGUAAAUCACACAAGGCCAAUGCUGCCGAUAAUGAGCGUGAUGGCAUGUUCCGGCAAUUAGAUGAAGCUGAUGAUGAAGAAUUCCAAAUGAUGAUGCAUCGUAUGUCUUUGAGCGGACCUCCACCGAUGCCUCCACCGCCUGGUAUGAUGGGAGGGUUACCGCCACCACAGCCUCCCAUGAUGAAUUUGUAUGGUGAUAUGGUACCGCCGCCUCUAGCUCCUUUGGCCCCUCCACCAAACAUGAAAUUCGGCGCAGGGAAUGGCGGUGGAUCAUUGCGAAGGGCGUCUAGUCGUCGCAGUGUAGGUGUGCCACCCGCUAGCAGUAGUCGCUCCUCGUAUAUUGGUAGUAGAUAG